GAAGUGACCCCUGACUUGCAGGAAGUAUUGAAGGUUAUUGUAGGAAGUUUUCCGCCAUAACGGCACUGAUUUACCGGAGGGACGAAACGCCGGAAAACAGAACGAUAUGGACUCUCCAAGCAGAAGCCGCAGUCCCAGUCCUGCUCAGAGAGAACACAGUGGACAGUCAGAGGAGGAGUCCAGUCCAGCAGGAGAGAGGCCCCAACAGGCUGACUCUGUUGAGAAAAGCCCCAGAGAGAGGUCGUCCCUUCAGGCCAGUCCUGCAGACCGUCCCCCCUCCAGGAGCCCGGCCUCUAGCAGCUCAGACAGCAGCAGUAGUGAUGAUGAUGAGGAUGAACAUCACGGGGCAACGAGGAAGAUAAGGAGCAGCGUGGCUCAGAUCAAAAGAUCCAGAUCCAGGUCCAGGUCCAGAGAGCGAGACAGAUCCAGCUCCCGAGAGCGAGACAGAUCCAGAUCCAGAGAGCGAGACAGAUCCAGGUCCAGGGGACAUGACAGAUCCAAAUCCAAAUCCAGAGAAAGAGACAGAUCCAGGUCAAGAGAGCGAGAUGGAUCCAGGUCCAGAGGGAGAGACAGAUCCAGAUCCAGAGGGAGAGACAGAUCCAGAUCCAGAGAGAGAGACAGAUCCAGAUCCAGAGAGCGAGACAGAUCCAGAUCCAGAGAGCGAGACAGAUCCAGGUCCAGAGGGAGAGACUGGGAGCGGCAGCAUUACGACAGAGGGCGCUAUGCUCGGGAUCGCUACAACGAUCGGUACGAUGACAGGGACAGGCGCUUUGAGCGGCGGACCAAUCGGGACGCAGAGUUCGAUCACAGGAGGCGGGGUCGCUCCCCUUCCCCUCCGACUGACAGGGAGCCGGUGGCGGCCGAUGAGCCGCCGGUCAAGAAGAAGAAGGAAGAGCUCGACCCCAUCCUGACGAGGACGGGCGGAGCUUACAUCCCCCCCGCCAGGCUGCGCAUGAUGCAGCAGCAAAUCAGUGACAAGAGCAGCCUGGCCUAUCAGAGGAUGAGCUGGGAGGCCCUGAAGAAGUCCAUCAACGGUCUGAUCAAUAAAGUCAACGUUUCCAACAUUGUCAACAUCAUCCAGGAGCUGCUGCAGGAGAAUAUCGUCAGGGGGAGGGGUCUGCUGGCUCGCUCAGUGCUGCAGGCUCAGGCAGCAUCUCCUAUCUUCACCCAUGUAUACGCUGCUGUCGUUGCCAUCAUCAACUCCAAGUUCCCUCAGAUCGGAGAGCUGAUCCUCAAACGCCUCAUCCUGACCUUCAGGAGAAGCUACCGUCGCAACCUCAAGCAACAGUGCCUGACAGCCUCAAAAUUUGUGGCUCACCUCAUCAACCAGAACGUGGCCCACGAGGUUCUGUGUCUGGAGAUGCUCACUCUGCUGCUGGAGCGUCCGACCGACGACAGCGUGGAGGUCGCCAUCUCCUUCCUGAAGGAGUGUGGACUCAAACUGACCGAGGUCUCCCCCCGAGGAAUCAACGCCAUAUUUGAGCGUCUCAGGAACGUCCUCCAUGAGUCGGCCAUUGAUAAGAGGGUCCAGUAUAUGAUCGAGGUGAUGUUUGCCAUCAGGAAGGACGGUUUCAAAGAUCACCCAGUGAUCCCAGAGGGCCUGGAUCUGGUGGAGGAGGACGACCAGUUCACCCACAUGCUGCCGCUGGACGACGAGUACAACCCCGAGGACAUCCUCAAUGUGUUUAAGAUGGACCCAGACUUCCUGGAGAAUGAGGAGAAAUACAAAACCAUAAAAAGAGAUAUCCUGGACGAGGGCAGCAGCGAUUCAGGGGAGGAGGGAGAUGGCAGCGACGAAGAUGAAGAUGACGAAGAUGAGAACGAGGAGGAAGAAGGUGAGAAGGUCACCAUCUUUGAUAAAACAGAAGUCAACCUGGUUGCUUUCAGAAGAACCAUCUACCUCGCUAUACAGUCCAGUUUGGACUUUGAGGAGUGUGCUCACAAACUGAUCAAGAUGGACUUUCCUGACACCCAGACGAAGGAGCUGUGCAACAUGAUCCUGGACUGCUGCGCUCAACAGAGAACCUACGAGAAGUUCUUUGGUCUGCUGGCCGGGAGGUUCUGUCUGCUGAAGAAGGAGUACAUGGAGAGUUUUGAGGGGAUCUUUGCUGAGCAGUACGACACAAUUCACCGACUGGAGACCAACAAACUGAGGAACGUGGCCCGACUGUUCGCUCACCUCCUGUACACGGACUCUGUCCCCUGGAGUGUGUUGGAGUGUAUCAGGAUAAGUGAGGAGACCACCACGUCGUCCAGCAGGAUCUUUGUAAAGAUCCUUUUCCAGGAGCUCUGCGCCUACAUGGGCCUCCCCAAACUCAACCAGAGGCUCAAAGACCCGACCCUGCAGCCGUUCUUUGAAGGUCUCUUUCCUCGUGAUAAUCCCAGGAACACUCGCUUCGCCAUCAACUUCUUCACCUCUAUUGGACUGGGAGGACUGACGGACGAGUUGAGGGAACAUUUGAAGAACGCUCCGAAGAUGAUCAUGACUCAGAACCAGGAAGUGGAAUCCUCCGACUCCUCCUCGUCCUCUUCUUCCUCCUCUUCCUCAUCUGACUCCUCCUCCUCAGAUUCCUCCAGCGAAUCAGAUUCAGACUCCUCAGACUCUUCCUCCAGCAGUAGCAGCAGCUCAGACUCAGACACCAAACACAGAAAGAAGAAGAAGAGAAAAGAACAAAGUGAGGAGAAGAAGAAGAAAGAGAAGGACAAGAAGAAGAAGGACAAAUCCUCUGACAGGAAGCGGGCCGGACGCAAGAACGACGAGGACGACAGUAACGACGAGAAGCAGGCGAGGAAGGAGAGGAAAGGCCGCGCACGUGAGGUGGAGGAGCGCGAGCGUGACCGCGAGCGUGCGCAUGAGGGCGCCCGCCGGAGCAGACGAGACGAAAGAGCCGAAGACGAGGAGGAGGAGGAGGGGAGACGAAAAAUGGACACUCAAGGCAGACAGAGAGACGGAGAGAGAGAGAGGGAGAGAGACAGAGGGAGGGACAGAGAGAGAGAGCGAGAGCGAGGGAGAGAGAGGGAGAACGAUGAGAAGAGAGAGAGGGAGAGAGAGGGAGAGAAGCAGAGGGAUAGAGAGAGGGACAGAGAGAGGAAUAAAGAGAACAGAGACAGGAACAGAGAGAGAGAGGAGAGGAGGAGGAGAUAAAAGCCUUCAUCUCUCCGCUCUGAAGCAGCAGCGAUGGACUGAUGACUGACAGACAAGUGUAUCCUCCCUCUUCUCCUUCUGUCAUCACUCCUUUCUUCACCUCAUCUUGGUGUUUUGGAUUUGGGACCUGUCUUACUCUCUCUAUCUUACUGUCUGUCUGUAUUUUGUAUUAUUGAUUUUUGUUGUUAAUGAAAUGAAAAAAAAAACAUUAAAGUGA
This is a messenger RNA of Thunnus maccoyii (southern bluefin tuna), 3362 nucleotides long. It is a transcript of the gene cwc22, whose product is annotated as CWC22 spliceosome associated protein homolog. NCBI's taxonomy places the organism in Eukaryota, Metazoa, Chordata, Actinopteri, Scombriformes, Scombridae. The record is from RefSeq and is a predicted model, not a curated record. Gene Ontology annotation, molecular function: protein binding; RNA binding. The coding region runs from base 107 to 3145 and encodes 1012 amino acids. Gene Ontology annotation, cellular component: catalytic step 2 spliceosome. The transcript has 20 exons. Gene Ontology annotation, biological process: mRNA splicing, via spliceosome.